Messenger RNA from Hypomesus transpacificus, 2432 nucleotides. Its product is annotated as retinoic acid receptor beta-like. Gene Ontology annotation, molecular function: nuclear glucocorticoid receptor binding; zinc ion binding; nuclear receptor activity. Bases 273 to 1616 code for a protein of 447 amino acids. The transcript is spliced from 8 exons. Gene Ontology annotation, cellular component: transcription regulator complex; nucleus. NCBI's taxonomy places the organism in Eukaryota, Metazoa, Chordata, Actinopteri, Osmeriformes, Osmeridae. The record is from RefSeq and is a predicted model, not a curated record. Gene Ontology annotation, biological process: retinoic acid receptor signaling pathway; cellular response to corticotropin-releasing hormone stimulus; regulation of transcription by RNA polymerase II.
AGACGGAGAGACCCUCUGCGCACAAUGGACGUACAAACAUUUUUGGGAUGAAAACCUCGAUGGAAAACGUAUUUAGAGCACAGCCGAUCUGAUUUCUAUAAUGCAAAAUAAUACGGAUCGUUUACAUACUUUAAAAAAGUAGUUAUUUAUUUGAAAGGGUGAAUCUAAGAUUAGUGUGGCAAUUAGACUAGGGUUGUUAACGUUCGUUCAUCCUCUUCUGGACACAUCUUGAAAGAGAAGAAACUUUGCUUGGAACGCGUGCAAUACAAAUCAUGUUUGAUUACAUAGAUUUUUUUGCAGUUGGACCUGGAGAAAUCCUGGAUUUUUAUACCGCAAGUUCUUGUAUGUUCCAGGAGCGAUCGCUUUCGGCAUGCUUCACUGAACUAACUGAGGCGGAUUGGCAAGUGCGCCGGAGCGCGCAAUCUGUAGAGACCCAGAGCUCCAGCUCUGAAGACCUGUUUGUCAAUCCUCAGUCUCCUCUGCCACCUCCUCGCACCUACAAGCCCUGCUUUGUCUGCCAGGAUAAGUCCUCUGGUUACCACUAUGGCGUCAGUGCCUGUGAAGGCUGCAAGGGUUUCUUCCGUAGAAGUGUCCAGAAGAACAUAGCCUUUACGUGCCACAGAGAAAAAAACUGCAUUAUCAACAAAAUCACCCGGAAUCGUUGCCAGUACUGUCGACUACAAAGGUGCUUUGCAGUGGGCAUGUCCAAGGAGUCUGUGAGGAACGACAGGAGCAAAAGGAAGAAGGAGACUGUUAAGAUGACCGUAAUAGAGACCUAUGAGCUGACGGCAGAGCUGGGCCUCAUAGUGGAGAAGAUCUGCAGGGCCCACAGAGAUACAUUCCCAUCUCUCUGUCAGUUAGGCAAAUACACUACAAAUUCGAGCUCAGACCACAGGAUACAGUUGGAUUUGGGUCUGUGGGACAAGUUCAGUGAGCUGGCCACCAAAUGUAUUAUCAAAGUGGUGGAGUUUGCCAAACGUGUACCUGGGUUUACCGGCCUGACCAUUGCUGACCAGAUCACGCUCCUCAAAGCUGCUUGUCUGGAUAUUCUGAUUUUGAGGAUCUGUACCAGAUACACUCCUGGCCAGGACACCAUGACCUUCUCUGAUGGCCUGACACUUACCCGCAACCAGAUCCACAAUGCUGGCUUUGGGCCCCUCACUGACUUGGUGUUCACCUUUGCCGGCCAGCUCUUGCCACUGGAAAUGGAUGACACAGAGAGCGGCCUUCUUAGCGCCAUCUGUCUGGUGUCUGGAGACCGGCAGUGCUUGGAGGAACCAUCUAAGGUGGAGGUUCUUCAGGAGCCACUAUUAGAGGCCCUGAAGAUCUACUCCCGUAAGCGUCGUCCCAGUAUGCCCCUCAUGUUCCCCAAGGCCCUCAUGAAGAUCACUGACCUCCGGACCAUCAGCACCAAAGGAGCUGAGCGUGUGGUCACUCUGAAGAUGGAGAUCCCGGGCGCCUUGCCUCCUCUUAUCCAGGAGAUGCUUGAGGACCUGGAUAACCUGGAGAAGUCAGAGGCAGAGGGGAAGAGAGCAGAGCAGAAUGGAGGCCCUCACACAGUCACUAUGCUGUGUGACAUCUCUGCACACUACAUCGACUCUGGCCUCUUUGCCUGAGGUAAACCAUAUGUCAAAUUAACAGCACCUCAGAAAUAAGCUCAGAGAGGAGCCACAUAGCUAAAUGAUAACACGAACAACAGACACCACAACAGAUUGUUUGCUCAUGGUUUUACCUCAGAGUUUAGGCUCAAUUGUCUGUUUUAUGCUUUGUUUGCAUGAUAAAUAUAUCACAUGAAUUAAUACUUUACCUCAUUAAACCACUACAUUGUUAGUUUGAAUGUUUUUACUUGUGCAAGAUGGAUGUAUUCUUGUCCAGUUAGGUACAGUUUUACUGAUACUGAUGUGCUCAUGAGCACCCAUUGCAUAAAAAAAUCAUCAGGCAAAUUCUUAAAAAAGUUUAAUUACUGGAAUAAGUCAAGAGUCAAAAGGGAAAUGUAAAUACGAACAUGGUACAAUAUUUACACAAAUGACAUGAACAAAAUGGAGAGAAUAUAUGUAACAUGUUUUGCAUUUAUAACUGGAUAUAACCUAGUUUUUAAGAGUAACCUGUGUGUUGGUCAGUAUCUAGCAGGCUCUUAUGUUGUAAAUACAACAAACAAUCUGUGUAGUGCAGUCCUAAAAGUUACUCAUAUUAUAAUUAUAAUAAUGUAUUCAAGUAGCAGACACUUUUAUCCACAGCUACAUACAGUACAGGAGGAAUAUGAAUCUGCUUGUGCUGACCGCAGUCAAGUGCUAUAACUACUGAGCCAUACCCUCUCAUGAAGUCUUAAUAAUGUGGUUGUGUGAAUGGAUUCACAUUCCAUCUUGAAACAGAAUGACAUGGCAUGUAGUUCUUUGAAAGGAGGGGUGGCUAUUGGAUUUGUAACUGAUGUA